AUGACUGCCACCGGUCGCUAUGGUUCCGACCCUAAUAAUCACCCUGACCAGAAAGAAUUGUCCAACAUCAUGCGCAACCUAAAGUCCAGCUCUGACGGCACCGCCGCCUUUGUCAUGGGUACAGAUGGUGUCCUCCGAACUCUGACCAUUGACUACGACGUGAUAGACGCCAUCGGUCUUCCACCUCGAUUGAUUAAAGCUUUUCUCGAUCGGGACGUAUUUAAUCAGAAUAUAGAAGAUAUGUUUCGCGGAGCGGAUGGAACGAAAGUGACCCAGGAGCAGUGGUGGAGGCCAGAUCCAUCGUUAUUGCCACCACCGCUGACGGCGGAGCAGAAAGCAUGGAUUAAGAAGACCAAUGAGGAGAACAAGGAAAUCAUUCAGGAGAAUAUCAGAAAAAUGGAAAGCGGUGAGCUGAAGCCAUGUGGGGUUGUUAUUCGACGCACCUGCUUCAACUGCAUGCUGACAACGGCGUUGAGCGGUGUCCUUCACAUGAACCGUUUUCGAUUUUGA
Messenger RNA from Aspergillus oryzae RIB40, 510 nucleotides. RefSeq lists its product as uncharacterized. NCBI's taxonomy places the organism in Eukaryota, Fungi, Ascomycota, Eurotiomycetes, Eurotiales, Aspergillaceae. The coding region runs from base 1 to 510 and encodes 169 amino acids. The record is from RefSeq and is a predicted model, not a curated record. The transcript is spliced from 2 exons.